This is a messenger RNA of Medicago truncatula (barrel medic), 1152 nucleotides long. RefSeq lists its product as uncharacterized. The transcript has 3 exons. Bases 91 to 1020 code for a protein of 309 amino acids. The record is from RefSeq and is a predicted model, not a curated record. Lineage: Eukaryota; Viridiplantae; Streptophyta; Magnoliopsida; Fabales; Fabaceae.
UCAGCAAUUCUCCUGGUUGUUUCCAAAGUGCGUCUUAUAUUCUGAAGUGUGUUUUCGGCGCUGCACUGAUCACUCAUCUCUUCCAUUUACAUGGCUGCUUCUCUCAAAAACCUUCUCACACGACACCGUUUCAAUUCCAAAACCCUAAAUUCCCCCAUAUUCAAUUUCACACUCAGACCCAUUUCAUCCUCACCCCAACAAACCAAAAAGCCUCUCAGCACUCUCUUCUCCGAACUAAUGUCAGGUAAAACCACAACAAUCGACGAAGAAGAAGAAGAAUCCGGUGUCGGCGAUGUCGAGCUGAAGAAGAAACUAAAUCAAUUAACAGAACAAGUUAAAAACUCUAAGCAGAAAAAAUCAAAAGGGGUUAUUCCAAAGAAAGUUGAAAUUGAAAAGAGGAGUUUAUAUUCUGCUUUUACAAAUCAACCACUUCCUGAUGGUGUAAUCAGUGAGAAAAAGGUGGUAGAGAAGAAGCAGAAGAUGAGAGAACGAUUUGUUGUUGAGGAGCUUUCAGUUGAAACGGUGAUGUUUUUGUAUCAUUUGUAUCAAAAUGGGUAUUUUGAAGAUGCUAAAUUUGGUUAUGUUUAUGGAAGAUUUAACAUUGGUUGGUUUGAGACUCCUUAUGCUUUGGGUUAUGUUAAGUUUGCUGCAAAGAAAUUUGCCAAUGAUAAUCUUGAAAUAGCUAAAUGGCUAUCAGGAAGUGCAUUGAAACAAAUGUUGGUGUUUGGUUGCCCCUCUAUCAGCAGGAAUGAUGUCUUCCCUGCGAAAAGACUGCGGAAAUUUUUUGAGGUUCCAGAAAAUACUGUUUGCAGUAAAUGCAUGCUGCGAGAAUCAUGCAAAUUUGUGAAUCAGAAUGUCUGGAAAUGUGAUACAAAUAAAUUGGAUUUGGAGAUAGCUGUGAAGGUUGUUAUUUCAUAUGCUUUACACUUGGUGCAUCCUCAGCUGGUAGUGUCUGAUGAAGUCAAAAAAUCAGUCGAUCAUUUACUGAAUGAGUUUGUGAAACUAAGUCAAAUCACCUGAGUGAGACUGCUUCUAGUAACAAUAACUUGUUUUGUUUUAACAUUUUCUCGCGUAUCCUCAGGAAACUGACACAGUUAUCGUAUGAUAUUGAUUUCUGGCCAUAAAUAAUUUCACCAAGCUAUUGUUUGCAAA